Macrosiphum euphorbiae (potato aphid) is the source of this 1239-nucleotide messenger RNA. The record is from the annotation of a GenBank genome assembly. Lineage: Eukaryota; Metazoa; Arthropoda; Insecta; Hemiptera; Aphididae.
AUGGAAGACGUGACAUCCUUGGUUGUUCAACAUUUAAUUGAAGAAGAAGAACGCGAUGAACAAAUUAUAAGUUUACUGUUCUUAAAAAACAGCAAAAGACAAAAAGUACAUGAUAUGUUUAUAUCCAGGCGAGAGGAAGGGGCGUUUCAAAACCUUAUUUCCAAACAUCUGAUUGAUGAUGAAACCAAAUUUCAUAACUAUUUUAGAUUAACCAAAUAUCAAUUUGAUUUUGUAUUAUCUGCUAUUGCAAAGGACGUAUUUAAAGCGCCUACAACCACGGUUAAAUGUCCAAUAACACCGAAGGAAAAACUAGCUGUGACAUUAAGGUACUUGGCAACUGGCGAAUCGUAUAGAUCAUUGGCUUUCAAUUUUCGAAUUUCACAUUGCGAAAUAUCAAAUAUUGUAAAAGAAGUAUUACUAGCUAUAUGUGAAAAUCUUAUGCCUAUUCUUUUACCACCACCAACUGAAAAUGAUUUUAAAACACGAGCAUCAGAAUUUUGGGAGAGGUGGAAUUUUCCAAACUGUGUUGGAGCCAUAGACGGGAAACAUGUACGUGUUAUGUGUCCAGACCAAACGGGAUCCCUCUACUUCAACUACAAAAAUUAUUUUUCUGUUGUGUUGUUAGCGAUUGUUGACGCUAAGUAUAAAUUUUUAGCAAUAGACGUCGGGUCUUAUGGCAAAGAGGGUGACAGUGGUAUUUUUUCAAAAUCUGUCAUGGGACAACGGAUCUAUACAGAGAAAUUUGGGUUACCUUCUGAGGAUAUUCAACUUCCUGGUUCUGACAAAUGUUUACCCUAUGUUAUAGUUGGAGAUGAGGCAUUCAGGUUACAUAAACGUAUUAUGAAACCUUUUAAUAGAGCACAAGCUAAAGCCGAUUUCGAAAAAAGUGUUUUUAAUUAUCGUUUAUCUCGUGCUAGGAGAGUUUCUGAAAAUGCAUUUGGUUUGUUAAGCCAAAUUUUUAGAGUAUUUUAUACACCGAUCGCAAUUAAACCAGAAACAUGCGAUUUAUUAAUUACAGCCACAUGUUGCUUGCAUAAUUUAAUUCGCGAUGGAUACGAAGAAAUAAAUACACAAAUCGUACAUGAAGAAUUAACCAACACGCAAACAACUAUGCGACCAUUGGCAAGAUUUGGAGGAUAUGGAAACGUGGAAGGUUUUGAAGUACGAGAUGCCUUCAAAUGUUUCUUCAACGGAGAAGGCAAAGUGAAUUGGCAGAACCAUGUAGUUUCGAGAAUCUAA